AUAAAGGUCAACUCAAACCGGUGGUAACGAAACAAUCAAACAUAUACUUAUAUGAUUACAUUACAUUAUUAGGAGGAACUCGAUCAUCAUCUUCUUCUUCCUUUAUUCUCCAUGGGAAAGACUCGCCAACCGUAUCUCGUCUUCCUCUUCUUCUUAACCACUCAAGCCAUAGCUAAACAAACCACCGGUUCGGUUAAGUGCCAGGCCGGUUCGCUGCGUUAUCCAUUCGGUUUCGCCGACGGUUAUCCGAUCCGAUUCAACUGCUCUAAGAUAACCGGAGAUGCGGUAAUCGGCGAAUUCGCGGUACAGGAAGUAACCAAUACCAACAUCUACGUCACGGUCCCGCCGGUUUGCAAACGCAAGAUCGGUAAAAUAGGACAACUCUCCCAAGAAAACAUGGCUCCGUCGUAUUUACAGAACAUAAUUCUCGUCCAAGGAUGCAAGAAGGAACAGUCGUAUAAUUGUUUAAUCCGCCGUAAAUUCGUAGAGGAUCGGUUAAAUAUCAGCAGAUGCAAAUCUCCGGUUACUUGUCUCGACGGGGUCACGACGACGAAUACAACAACUGCCGCCGAUGUGAUGAGUAUUGGAGACGUUUUGAACCGAAGUGGAUGUAAGUAUUGGUUCUCUUCGAUUACGCCUGAUUCCAAGAAUACUAAAUCGGAUAUUUCGUUCAGUUUGGGUCGGCUCAAGCUUGAUUGGUGGCUUCAGAAAAGUUGUAAUAAGGCUAACUGCUCGGAGAACGCUGAUUGUACGGAUGUCAAACUCGCCGACGGUGGAUUCGGUCAUCGCUGCACUUGUCGUGAUGGAUUUACCGGUGAAGCCUUCACCGUGCCUGGCGGUUGCCGCCGAUUAGUUGCCAAACACAGAGGACUACGCAAGCUCGUGGUUUUUGGUACUGCAGGGGUUUUGGUUGGAGUUUUAGUACUGGCGGUCUUGAUGUUUACGUAUAUCUUCCGACACAAGCGAUCUGCGUCAUUGACAACAACAUCAUCAAUCGCGAAUCGCUUGCUUUGCGAGCUAGCUGGAAACUCCAGUGUUCCUUUCUAUACCUACAAAGAGAUUGAGAAAGCUACUGAUAGUUUCUCUGACAAGAACAAGCUCGGAACUGGAGCAUAUGGAACAGUUUACGCUGGCGAGUUCCCAAACAGCUCAUGGGUCGCUAUAAAACGUCGACGUAAAGACACUACGAGCAUUGACCAAGUCGUGAACGAGAUCAAGCUUCUUUCCUCUGUGAGCCACCCGAACCUAGUCCGUCUCUUAGGUUGUUGCAUCGCCGAUGGAGAACCGUUUCUAGUCUACGAGUUCAUGCCAAACGGAACGCUUUCUCAGCAUUUACAACACGAGAGAGGCCAAACACCGCUUUCUUGGCCGCUCCGUCUCGCCAUUGCGUCUCAAACCGCAAACGCAAUCGCACAUCUCCACUCUUCAGUAAACCCUCCUAUCUACCACCGGGACAUCAAAUCUAGCAACAUCCUCCUCGACUUCGAGUUCAACUCCAAGAUCUCGGAUUUCGGACUCUCUAGGGUCGGCAUGUCCACCGAUUUCGAAGCAUCUCAUAUCUCCACGGCUCCGCAAGGCACUCCAGGAUACUUAGACCCUCAGUAUCACCAAGAUUUUCAGCUCUCGGACAAGAGCGAUGUGUAUAGCUUUGGAGUUGUUCUCGUGGAAAUCAUCUCAGGAUUUAAAGUCAUAGACUUUACUCGUCCCUACACCGAAGUGAAUCUAGCUUCUCUUGCCAUCGACAGGAUAGGAAGAGGGCGUAUGGUAGAUAUCAUCGAUCCCUGCUUAAAAACAGAAAACGAUCCGAAAAUGUUUGCCUCUAUCCACAACUUAGCUGAACUGGCCUUUAGCUGCUUAUCCUUUCAUAGAAACAUGAGGCCUACAAUGAUAGAAGUUACGGAAGAUCUCCAACGGAUUAAGCUUAUGUACUUUGGUACAGAGUCAAGGAAGUCCAAAAACCGAUAUGAAGAGACAUGAUCAUCUCCCAGUGUGUGAAAUUCGCUCCAGGAGAUUAGAUUAGUUCAGUCUUCUUUUCUUUUUUUUGUUCCUUGUGUAUGAAGUAAAACUCUUGAGGGAACCCACAACAUGGAAAAAAAAAAAAAAACCUUCUCGACGUAGUAUGGGCUAUAAUAUUGGGCCAUUUCAAUUCUACAGAGGUCCUCCGAAGUGGGCCUUGAGAAAUUACAAUGUGACACAAUAAGCUUUUGUAAGUGUUUCGAAAAGCAUUACAGUAAAGUACUGUAAUUAAGGAAGGAUCGUAUAUGGUCAGUGGAAGAUACGCAGCACAUAGUCCAACUAAUUCACGACAGCUCAUUGCUUCCAUUUGUCAGCUUAUCCGAAGCCGACCAUUUUGAAGACUUUAGUUUUAAAUUACUUAUCUUAUCGGUGGUAUUAAGUUAAA
Camelina sativa (false flax) is the source of this 2401-nucleotide messenger RNA. The record is from RefSeq and is a predicted model, not a curated record. NCBI's taxonomy places the organism in Eukaryota, Viridiplantae, Streptophyta, Magnoliopsida, Brassicales, Brassicaceae.